Molecule: messenger RNA, 489 nt
Organism: Microthlaspi erraticum
Lineage: Eukaryota; Viridiplantae; Streptophyta; Magnoliopsida; Brassicales; Brassicaceae
Source: the annotation of a GenBank genome assembly
AUGUGGGCCUUAUCCUCGACUCCGACCAUUCCGGGAGAGUUCCCGUGUCAGUCAAUCUUCAAAAACUUCAACCACCUUUUCUGGAGAGCAAAAGAACUAGGUGCGACGGAUGAACAGCUUGAAUCAUUCCCCUGGAUCAUUUGGUUCAUAUGGAAGGCUAGGAAUGAAAAAGCUUUCAACGGUGAAGAGAUCUCGGCUCUUGAUACGGCUCAAUGGGCUAAGAGUGAGGCCGAUGUUUGGAAGAUGGCACAAGUAGUGUCGUCUAAGGUAGACAAUGAUGUCCUACCCGAUAUUCCGUCUCAAACUGACGAGCAACGCAUUUGGCCUCAAUGCCACACAGACGCAUCAUGGGACAAAACAAGCAACCUCGUUGGACUAGGGUUUCAUUUGGACAAUGAGGAUGGAUUAAGCCUAUAUGGAGCAAAGACAUCAAACAAUACACAAUCAGCGACACACGCGGAACUGGAUGCUAUCAAUUGGGCAAUGUAA